AUGGCGGUACGUGUCCAGGUCUUAUCUCUCUCCCCUAUAUGUUGGCUAAAGAACUCGAAGGGUAAGGUGAACAACAAGCGGAAAGCCGAGCCGGAGGAUGGCGGCCGCGACGACAAAGGAGAGCGCCCUGGCACAUCAGGCUCUACAGAAGUCCUCGCGCGGCCUAAGCGCGCAAAGCGCACGGAACACCCCAAAGAGCAUGUCGAUGAUUCUUCAAGCCGCGCAAUGCUCGAGGACCCAGGUCCUGACCCGCCGGUCGGUCGCACAGGCCCAUCUCGCACUUCCAGCUCGCGCAAAGAGAAGGUCUCAAGCAGUCCAGCCGUCAGGGAUCUCGGUGCGGCGCAGCCAUAUAAACCCACUGAUCAGCCCGGAGAUGAUCCGCAAGAGCCCCCAAGUCGCACUGCGCGCAAGGGCUCCCUCUCGCAGCCGCCAAGUGGAGCUCCUAGCAGUGGCGUCGCUCAAGGCAAAGGAGGAGGUCAACGUCAUCAUAUGAGAGCUCAUGCCCCAGAAGUCAGCGACCACAAAAUUCCAGCCUCGCGCAAGCGCGCCGCUUCUAGCACCGUGGAAGCAAACGGAGAGUCUGUUGUGCGCAAACUUAGCGGCCACCCGGCCAUGGAAUCACUCAGAAUGGAUGGAUACAAGGAAGAAGUUGCGAUGCCCAGCAGAAGUAACAACUCUCGUCUCACCGCGGGCCCAGAGGCACAACACAAAGAUCUGACCAAGGAGCAGCUCACGGCUGGCUGGCAGAAGGUCAACAACAAACUGGUCAUUUCUGAUCAGAGAAAAAAAGAAACUUCUGUCGCUACUGCACCCAUGCGUCGAGCGAAGACAGAGGGUCCAGUCCGGGCAAACUCGAGGGAGGUGAUCCACGAGCUCGAGGCCUUCUGGGGAGCUGAGCUUGCCAACGUGCUAAAUAAGAAGUAUUGGCCUCGGAUUUGCAACGAGGAUCAGGCUUACACGAAUUCGGAAUACGCCAAGCYUGACUGUUUGCCUGAUAUUUCUCUGGAUAUUGGUUUAUUGUCUGGCCUCUUGAGUUGGGCCCGCAUGAGCGGCAUGGAAAAUCGCAGCGCAGCUAUCGACAAGCYCGACGCAGCAGUCGAAAGCCGCAUGGUCAAGAACAAGAGUAGCCCGUUGUUAUCCAUGCCGCGUUAUGAGGUAUCCGAUGUCGACAUGGUCAUCAAGAACUACAACGCGGGCAAGAAUGAAGACAGUAGAGCUUGGAAGAUGGGGCAGAACGGAGCGUCAGUYGAACAUGCCGUCGACAAGGUCAUGGGGGGUGCCAGCAUGUCAAUCAAGGGCAAGAUGACCAAGAAGCAGAUCAGAGAAAUGCAGUGA
This is a messenger RNA of Ramularia collo-cygni, 1335 nucleotides long. RefSeq lists its product as uncharacterized. The transcript has a single exon. Lineage: Eukaryota; Fungi; Ascomycota; Dothideomycetes; Mycosphaerellales; Mycosphaerellaceae. Bases 1 to 1335 code for a protein of 444 amino acids. The record is from RefSeq and is a predicted model, not a curated record.